Molecule: messenger RNA, 453 nt
Organism: Rhodamnia argentea
Lineage: Eukaryota; Viridiplantae; Streptophyta; Magnoliopsida; Myrtales; Myrtaceae
Product: GDSL esterase/lipase At4g18970-like
Exons: 2
Coding region: 1-453 (150 amino acids)
Molecular function (GO): hydrolase activity, acting on ester bonds
Source: RefSeq, a predicted model, not a curated record
AUGAUCCUAGUGGGGGCAAACUUAAUUGGGUGCGCACCAUAUGCAUUGGCACUUAGUCCUCCAACCUUUUCGAAGUGCAUAGACCACAUCAAUUUCUCUAUUCGGACAUUCAAUGAGAAGCGUAAACCUCUUGUCGGUUACUUGAACGAGAACUUCCCCAAUGCUAAAUUCACUUAUCUGAAUGCUUACGCUAUCUCUCAUGAAUUACUAGACAAUCCUUCGCGAUAUGGCUUCAAAGUCACCACAACUGCUUGCUGUGGGCUUGGAAGGAAGCGUGGUUCGAUCGUUUGUCCUAGAAACCAAAUUCCACGCAAGAACAGGGACGAGCACUGCUUUUGGGACUCUUACCAUGUCACUGAAGCCGCCAAUCUGGUCAUUGCCAGAAAGCUGCUCAGCGACGAAGCUGAAUUCUUCACUUACCCGUUCACUAUUUCCCAACUAGCCAGGCUCUAA